AUGUCAUUCGCUUUUAACAUGUAUUUAUAUUUGGGCGAAGGAUUUACAAUUCUAGUGACUAACUCAAUUUUAUUGUGGUGUAUUCUUUCGGAUUCGAAAAAUCGGCAGAGACGAGAAUUCAUUCUGGUCGCUGCUCAGUCAAUUGCUGAUUUAUUUUAUGCUAUUGCUUUUAUGUUGAUUGCUCAUCUUAGGCUUGGAAUUUAUCAUGAAAAUCGGUGUGAGUAGAUUAUGAAAAAAAUUAUUUUCGGUACAGUAAUCUUGGCAGUUUGAAGUAACCGCUGCAGCCUAAAAUAUCUACAGUAGGCCUUGCAGUUUUCAAUCAUUGUUAGCUACAGUAAUCCUUAUCUUUUCGAGUUUUUUGCAUAAAAAUCGAUAUGAGUAUUUUUAGACAAAGAAGUUUUACUCCGAAAAUCAAAUUGAGGCUAUUUUUUAGUUGCCCGGCAAAAUUUAAUUAUACAUUUAUAAAUGUAAUUUACGUCAAGCCUAGAAAAUAUGAAAAAUGUUUUUCUGACUUUGGUUUUAUAAAAAAAGCUAAUUGUAAAGAAAUUCAGUAGAUUCAGAUUUAGCUACAGAAACUUGAGUGAAAAUCAUUGUUCAUCACAAGAAUCAAACUACAUUUUGUGACAAAAAAUGCAUGUAAAAUCAAGCAUGAAAGCAAUGUGUUGUGUAGGCUAAAGUCACGUGAAACUUUAUUUUUAAUUAGAAAAAAACUCAAAAAAUGACGUUCAAUGGAGCCAUCCAGAUGUAUGAUUCUCAUUGUGUGAAAAUUUUCGAUGGGCUCUAAUUCCAUAAAAAUCCACAUUAUUUUAGUAAACGCCACGGUCCCAACUUCAGAAUGUGCUUUUAUCCCAGCUCUCUGGCUUCACAACAUUGCAACUCCACUUCUUGGCCUGAUUCCAAUGACAACCUCCUUUAAUUUUUUAAUUUGUUCAGUUGUUCCACUUUGGUAUAUGAAAGCUGGACAUGUUUAUACAACAAUGCUAUUGUCUGGUGAGAAAUAUGUACAUUCCAAAAAUCAUUCAACAAAAAAUCAAAAGAUUAGAUUUCUGGGAAAUAUAUUUUUCAGUUCCAACAUUGAUCACAAUAUCCCUCGUCUUCUCAAAUUUUUAUUUACAACUCGGAAAAACUGUCGAAAUCGCAGCGAUUUGUGUGGCCGCAAAUGGAGCCGCCCAUCAUAUAAUCUACCAAAUUAUGAUACUUUUUCGAAUUUUGGCAAAUUUGGGAAGCGCUGUGAUCUACGCAUUUAUUCUGGCAUAUUUGAAAAGAAACAAAGGGGAUUCUUUGAAAAAAUUAUCAAAACAACAGAUAAAAACUCAUCGAAAUGCAAAAAUUACGUUGGGAAUGGUGACGGGUAAUUCGAUGAUUCUAUUGUUUAUUCCAGAUGUUUUGAUAUUUUUCAACCCGUUGAAUAUUUUGAAAAAUUAUUCGACACCUUUAUAUUCGAUGACUUUGAGCAAGGUGAUUUUUGAAUUUUCAAAAAAAUGAAAAAAAUUUGCCAUGUGGUCUUUAAAAAAGCCACGUGGCUCUCUCCACAUAAAAAUCUCCAAAUCGUUUCAAAGUUUCCAAAAAACUUCCAUUUCCACUGUGGAAAAAUUCGUGAAAAUGAAAAAUGUCUUGCCACGUGUAAUCUUAAAAGUUCACGUAAACUAUAAUUUUUAUAAUUUCUUUUUCAUUUCAAAAAACAACACUUUUUAAUUAAACUUACAGUAACUCAAAAAACAAUAAUGUUUAUCAAUUUCAGACCACAAUCAACUUCAUAGUUUAUAUUUGUCGAUAUCGCGAACUUCGAAACAUAAUUCUCCUCAAAAUUCUGGGAAUUAUCCCGAAAAAAUGGAGCUCACAUGUUCAAGUCAAACUUUUCACGCAAAACGAAAAAUCGACAACAAGAGCAAUUACGGAAAAAAGUUUUGGGUCGAAAAUUGCACCGGCUUCUCCUAUGCAACAAAUUGGACCCAGGGAACAUUUACCCAAAGUUACAGUUGCGGCAAAUCGAGUAUGA
Molecule: messenger RNA, 1999 nt
Organism: Caenorhabditis angaria
Lineage: Eukaryota; Metazoa; Nematoda; Chromadorea; Rhabditida; Rhabditidae
Source: the annotation of a GenBank genome assembly